This is a messenger RNA of Mycena indigotica, 1464 nucleotides long. Its product is annotated as ATP-dependent metallopeptidase. Gene Ontology annotation, cellular component: MWP complex; mitotic spindle; microtubule organizing center. Lineage: Eukaryota; Fungi; Basidiomycota; Agaricomycetes; Agaricales; Mycenaceae. The coding region runs from base 1 to 1464 and encodes 487 amino acids. The record is from RefSeq and is a predicted model, not a curated record. Gene Ontology annotation, biological process: mitotic sister chromatid segregation; protein localization to mitotic spindle pole body; microtubule anchoring at mitotic spindle pole body. The transcript is spliced from 10 exons. Gene Ontology annotation, molecular function: protein binding.
AUGGACUUCACUGAACUCUACCGCUUUCACGGAAACCUCGCGUUCAGCCCGAACUCGCGUUUCAUUCUCGCGGCCAUCCAAAACCGACUUGUACUCCGGACUACUUCUACCUUCCAGAUCUUCCAAACGUGGCAGAUCGACCAAUCUCCAACCCCAACAAACGCGUUGUUCUCGUCGAAAGACAAAACAUCCUCAGAACCCAUCUCUCAUAUCGGCUGGUCAUGUGAUUCUGAGUACCUUCUUGCUGCCUCGACGAAGCAGGGUACAGUUCACGUCUAUAAUGUCCAAGAUAUCAACUGGUCCGCUCGCAUUGAAUCCGGAACAGAAGGUCUUGUCAAAGCUGAAUGGGCCCCAGAUGGUCGCACAAUCCUUUGUUUCUCUCAGUGGGGACUAAGGGUUACAAUCUGGUCCCUGGUGACUGGUGUCGCGAGCGCAACCUACAUACAGUUUCCUGUUCAUCCAGACACUGGUUACGCAUUUCGUUCCGAUGGCCGUUACUUUAUCUUGGCUGAACGACAUAAAUCAAAGGACACGCUCGGUGUGUAUGACACCCAGGACUCAUACAAACUUGUUAGGCACUUUCCUCUACCAACUUCUGCCUUGGCGUCGUUAGCCCUAUCUCCUACCGGGAACCACUUCGCGGUCUGGGAAGGACCCAUUGAGUACAAGCUUCAUGUUUUGUCCCUUGCUGGUGAUCUUCAAGGCUCAUUCUCUCCUGAUUCGGACCCCGGAUUCGGCAUCCGAAGAGUAUCGUGGCAUCCCAGCGGCAUGUUUCUUGCUGUAGGGGGUUGGGACGACAAAAUUCACAUUUUGGAUUUGACGUGGACUGUCGCUGCAACACUCGAGCUUUCCGCACGCAUUCCGUCCGGUGUUGUGAGUGUACCAUUUGGAGAGAACCAUCCAAAUGGCAGGAGACAACAGAAGGUCGAGGUUUCUUAUCAUGUGCCCAACUAUUCCGCAACCAAGCCCGCUUCUGAAAGUAUAGCAGAUGAACGCUUGAGGAGUCCUCACUCGAUCGUCAUCCAGAGAGCUGAUAUGACGAAAUCGAACCCCAAAAGCGGCACCGCACAGCUGGAAUGGAACAAAAAUGGGUCUCUGCUACUUGUGCGCUUCGAUAAUUCACCGAAUGCGCUGCAUAUAUUCGAUUUCCCGACGAUGGAACAACCAGAAUUCCGACCUAGAUUACGAUCUGUUUUGCUGCAUAGUCGCCCAAUAGCUCACGCAAGGUGGAAUCCCGUCCGCAAGGGCUCCCUGAUACUUUGUUGUGCCUCCCAAAGUCUGUAUAUGUGGAGUGAUGAAUGGGUGGGAGAGAACGGAGAGGAGGAAAUGGCAGAAUGCAUUGGAGUCCCAGCGAAAAGCUUCGAGACACGGGAUAUACGAUGGACACCAGAUGGGAAAGGUGUUGUACUUUUGGACAGCAAGGAUUCGCUGUUCUGUUGUGCUUUUGAGGUUGAAGAUGCUUAA